AUGGCCGAGCUCGAGGCGGAGCGUGUGAGCGGCUUCAAGCGCAUCUUGGUCCGCCUGGACGAGGGCACGCGCCGCAAGUACUGCUGCCGCGCGCUGGAGGAGGACCUGCAGCAUGUCAAGAGCCGCGUGCGCGUGUGCGCGGAGGCCAUGGCGCAGGCGCGGCAGGUGCAGGACGCGACGCGCAAGCUGCAUGCCAGUCAGCGAGCGGCCGUGUCGGCUGAGCUGCUGGGGGCGUUAGAAACCCUUCAGACUCGUUUAGAGACGACCACAAGCGCGCUCAUUUUGGGUCGCGCGCCCAAAAAUGGGGCGCAAAAUGGGCCCGAAAGUGCCGUAAAAGAGAAAACUAAUGCCCCAUUCCAAGAGGCCAAGACGCUUGCGAGGCUGGCGCUGCUGAGUCAGGAGCUGGACGAUGUGGCGAGUCAGAUGCGACGGCUGGAGAAGCUCAUGCCGCCCAAUAUGGCGGAGCUGGACGACAAGCAGAGGAAGUGGUGGAGGAAGCACGUGCACAAACUCGGAGACCAUGUGCUGGAGCUGCUGACGGGACACGAGAGGGAGAACCGGGCUCUGUUGCGCCUUGAGAAGACGCUCAAGAAGAUGGAGACCAAGUGGCCGGAACUCAAGAGCUGGCACGCGAAUUUGCAGAAGCAGAUUGCUGAAAAGCAAGGGUCGAAGCCGGCAUCAGGAGCUCCUGCUGAAUCAACUGCGAAGAGCAAGAAGAAGCGCGCGAUCCCAUUGCCGGAUGACGGCGACACGGUGAUGACGAGUGGUUCAACAGUGUCGGCAAAGUCGACGAGGAAAACAAAGGAUGCUGGCCAAGAUAAGAGCAAGGGGACGGACAGUCAGUCCCCUGAUAAGGUUCGGGCUCUGCUGCUGCGCUGCGCGAAGGAAGUGCGGACACUUCGCGACAAGUUCGAGCUGGGCGCGUACGACGUGAAUUUGAGUCGCAUGGUGACCGUCGUGGACUCGCUGUGGGCAGGAGCCGAGCAGUCCGAGGUUGUGUUGCUGACUACGGCGCUGUUUACGCUGGUGGAGACGGUGGAGAAAGUUGUGCAUCAGGCCAAGCGCCGAGACCGCCUGCAGUGCCUGAUCAGCGUGCUAGGUGUCGUGCUGGGGUCUCCGAAGCUGCAACUGACUGAUCGGCGAAAGACGAUGGUCGAGGAAUACGCCAACAACUGCCGCCAGUCCCUCAAGCAGUUGAAUCGGCAGAUGGAGAGUGGAAGCCACGACGCUACUGCCAGUGCCGCUGAGGAGACAACAGCGCAAACCCCGGUUGGAACCAGUGCACAAGCGAAGAUGUCUAACGAGCGAUCAUGGCCCAAAACUCAUGUACGAUUCAGUUAA
Molecule: messenger RNA, 1341 nt
Organism: Phytophthora sojae
Lineage: Eukaryota; Oomycota; Peronosporomycetes; Peronosporales; Peronosporaceae
Exons: 2
Coding region: 1-1341 (446 amino acids)
Source: RefSeq, a predicted model, not a curated record